UUCAGCCUUCAGGCAAUGUCUAAGCAACACAUCAAUUCAUUAAACCUUUGUAAUUCCAGUUUUAUGCAUUUUGUUUUGUCGUUCUUUGGAUUGGUUGUGGGAUUCGAAUUAGGACCUCAGGUGGGGUUACCUCUAGCCUAAUGAUUGGAACCAAUGAAAAGAAUUCUCUAACUUGUUAAUUUCUGCCAUAAGAUCUUUCCUUGUUAUUCGUAAUUUUGCUUGACAGUGCUCUAUGAACCCCCUUAUAAUAGUAGUUUGCAAGGAUUGUAAUGUAUGCCAGAAGACCCGAGCUCUAUUGUUUUCGUGUGAGUAGAGAUGCCACCUGAUGUCUUGGCCAGAGACAUGUUCAGUUAUUAAAACUGAGAGGGUUGCUGUAUUGUAUGUUCAGGGGGGAUUUUGCUGGUUAGUUACAAAAUUUAUGGAAUUUCUGUGGCAAAACUUAUCAUCGUUAAGCAUCCUGAAUGUGUUAUCUUUGAUCAGGGGUAGGUUGUUGACUUUUUCUGGACUAUAUUUUCUCUGUUCUUAUAAAGACCAAAAGGAAUUUGGUCUAUGUUCAAAUAUCUAUUAUCCAGUUCCCGCCAUUUUUAGUUGUCCUGUGGGUCAUGACAUUCACUCUACUUGUUACUUAUUCCGAGAUCACACCAUCAAGGGAUUCCUAUGAUGAAGAAUAAUUCUGUGGUGAUCAAUUAAUUCUUUUCUUGGAAUAUUUGUGAGAAGAAACAAAGAAUUGAUUAUAUAUGUCACCUUGGAGAAAUCUCUACUCACCACUUGUAUAUAUUCUUAUUGCUCAACAACAAGACGGAAUGCCUAUUCUUCUAUUCAAUGAUUCUUUCUUGUAUGAAGUGGUCACUGUGUCUCAAUGUAUAAACUCAAACUUGUAUGUCAUUCAUUGUAUGACAGCAAUAAUUUCUAUGAUUACUUUGGAAAAAGCAAGAAGGUACCAUUGUUGUUCGUUAUUAUGUAGUCAUGCUAUUCCAUGUAUGGAAGGAGGGGAUUUGAAGAUGGUGACUUAAGGGAUAAACUAGAUAGACGGCAUUCUCCACGACAAACAUAUUCACCUGAUAGAGACGCAAGAGGUCCAUCUAGGUCUCUUGAUAAAGAAAGUGACAGAAAACAUAAGAAAAGGCAGCGGUUAGAUGGUCAGAGUGACGGAUCUGGAAGUUUGAGAAUAUCAGAUGGUGCAAACGAUCGGGGUAAGGAAGGAAAGUUUGCAAGUGAUUCAAGAGGUGUUGUUGUUGAGCAGCUAAAGCAAGUGCAGGAAGAUAUCAACAGGCUUGAUCACCAAAAAUCUCAACUGGGGGUUAUAGUAGAAGAGAGGGUUCAAGAAGUGGAAAGUCUUACAUCUAAAAUUCACGAGCUUGAGGCUCAGCUACACAGAGAAAAAGAGGAAAAUAGAAGGAUCUUGUCAAAAAUCAACAAGUUUGUCAAGGCACAUGAUCAUUGUAUACAGAUACGAGAUAGACUGAAGAGAUCAGAAACUCGGCUUCAUAAGUUGGCGGAUGAGCUUGGCUCCGAUAUCAACAAAAUUGGUGCCAAUGAAGAGGAUUCAAACAUUAAUAUUGUGAGUGAUGGAGAGGUAGCUGGUUUCCCUGUCAACCCACAGAGUGAGCAACAGAAUAAUGUUUCUCCAAGCAACAGAAGGCUGGAUGGUGGUUGGGGUCCCACAGAACAAUAUGCCACAGUGAAGAGAGCUUCUCGGUGGAAUAUUCCUGCUCAAUCAAAUAAUGACAAGGAGAUUCAGGCUGUGGCUACUGGGAAUGGCAGACCAAGACCCAUCUCAAAAGAAGGAAAACAUGAGAACAAUAAUUUUGUCAAUCUUGGGUCAGCAGAUAAGCAGAAAAAGACAUUGGAAUCAGGAUUUUUGCAACCAUCAACCAGCAUGGCUGCCCAUGCAAUUGAUGAAGAUGUCGACAUUGAAUUGGAUUUUAAUGUUGAAGCAACUGGGACUGAUUCUAUAAGGGUUGUGGAUGCAUAUGAGAUAGAUGGCUUGCCACUUGCACUUCCCCUACCUCCUCUGAUCCUAAAAAACAAUUACUCGCAGUAUGAGGGUAACGAUGAGGACAUAGACGUGGAUGGUGUCGAGGAGAUGGAGCAUGUUGAUAUUUUAAUUUAAAGAUUUUGAAAGGUCAAAGGUUCUUUGCCGAGCAGUGUACAGGAAAUAUGGGUUUUUAAACAGCAAGUUAACUAAAUCUUUUGUUUUUUUUCGACAAGCUUCAGUGUAGUCUGGAUUGAUGUUUGCGUUCAUAUUGUCGAUCUUACUAUUUUCCCUUGUCAAA
Cannabis sativa is the source of this 2276-nucleotide messenger RNA. RefSeq names its product zinc finger CCCH domain-containing protein 13. The record is from RefSeq and is a predicted model, not a curated record. The transcript is spliced from 11 exons. NCBI's taxonomy places the organism in Eukaryota, Viridiplantae, Streptophyta, Magnoliopsida, Rosales, Cannabaceae. Gene Ontology annotation, molecular function: metal ion binding. Bases 977 to 2113 code for a protein of 378 amino acids.